Anas platyrhynchos (mallard) is the source of this 3883-nucleotide messenger RNA. The record is from RefSeq and is a predicted model, not a curated record. Lineage: Eukaryota; Metazoa; Chordata; Aves; Anseriformes; Anatidae.
UCAAGAGACCAGCUGGGCCUUAAGCUUUGCAGCUGUCCCCACUGAUCUCUUUUUCGUUAUCCUGUAGUUCUUUAUUUUCUUCUGGUUGAAGCACACUCAGACUGCGUUCCUCUCUGCUUGACUUCUGCUUACAAAACUCCCCGAUCCCGCUGCCUGCCCUUGAAUUGCAGCCUGGUCUGCCUUGGACACCGAUGAUAAAGACACCAAGGAAAAGAAAUACCAAAAAAUAAUAAUAAUCCAUGGUGACUGAUUUGGCUUUCUUUUUAUCUGUCACACUCAGCAGUGACUUUUGCCCAGCAACUUUCUUCUUGGUGACCCUCCUGUUGUUUUUUUUUUGUUUUUGUUUUGUUUUGAUUUGUUUUUUUUUGUUUUGUUUGUUUUGGUUUGGUUGUUUUUUUUUUUUUUAUUAUUUUCUUCUUUCUGGAGAGAAAAAAAACACGCAGAGAAGAGGAGAAUGAUGUCAGUGCUACGACCGGCUGCUAAUACACACACUACACACAUCAUAAAUCACCACAAGCGCUUCUGCUGAAGUACUUUGAGCACUCAGAGCAUGGAUUUGACCCCCAAAAACCCCUUCUCUCCCUGGGCUCCACACAAUGCACAACCCCCAGAGGGGAAGGCUGGGCUCCCACCACCCCUUGGGGACAUUUUAACAGGGGGGGGGUCAGCCCCAGCUGUGCCAUGAGGGCUGCCACAAGACAACACCAGAGGGGCCCCGAGGCCUCCCAGGGCCGCAGCCAAGGCCGCGGGCCCGCCCGUUGCCAUGGCAACCGCGCCCCGUCGCCCAGCGCGCAUGCGCGCUCCGAGGGCGUGCGCAUGCGCAGUGGGAGGGGGGCCCCGGCGGUUGCCAUGGAGACGGCGUCGCCCUCAGGGGAAGGAGCGCGGCCGCCGCCAUGAGCUCGGAGCGGGGCCCGGCGCUGCCCUUCCUGCCGGGCUGCGCCUUCAGGGACCCCACGAAAACAUCCUUUCAUCGCUCGCAGACCCUGGGCUACAAAAAUGGCUUUGCCUUUUCCCGGCUGCCUACAGUGGGGAUCGGCGGGGAGCGACUGUACGUGAAUCAGCUUUCGCAGGCUGAAUUAGAUGAAUUAUCCAACACGAGACCCACGCUGACCUACGGGCAAGCCAGGCAGGCUCCUCCUUCGGGCUUCAUUCCAGCGCACGUGGCUUUUGACAAAAAGAUUUUGAAGUUCGAUGCCUAUUUCCAGGAAGAUGUUCCUCUCUCUACAGAAGAGCAUUACCGUAUUCGCCAAGUGGGUAUCUAUUACUACCUGGAAGACGACAGCAUAUGUGUCAUAGAGCCGGUUGUGAAGAACUCUGGUAUCCCUCAAGGCAAACUUAUCAGACGCCAUCGCGUGCCCAAGAAUGACCGUGGGGAGCAUUACCACUGGAAGGACCUGAAUCGAGGCAUGGACAUCACCAUGUAUGGCAGGACGUACCACAUAGUCGACUGUGACCCGUUCACCCAGGCGUUCCUGGAGAGCCAAGGAAUUGAACUGAACCAGCCAGAGAAAAUGGUGUUUGAUCCUUACACGGAAAUGCGUCGGAUGCCCCUGCGCAUGUACAUCACACCAUCAGACUUCGACCAACUGAAGCAGUUUCUGACUUACGACAAGCAGGUCCUUCGCUUCUAUGCCAUGUGGGAUGACACCAACAGCAUGUUUGGUGAGAAUCGGCCUUACAUCAUACAUUACUACUUGGCAGAUGACACGGUGGAGGUUCGGGAGGUCCACAAGCCCAACGAUGGCAGAGACCCAUUCCCAGUACUGAUAAAACGCCAACGCUUGCCCAAAACCUUUGUGGAGAAGCAAAAGACCUUCCCAAGCUGUGUGCUGGAAAUCUCUGAUCAGGAGGUACUUGAGUGGUACACAGCUAAAGAUUUUGCUGUUGGCAAAUCCACCACUCUUCUUGGACGCAAUUUCUUCAUCUAUGAUUGCGACGAGUUCACACGCAACUUCUAUCGCGACAAAUUUGGCAUCACAGACUUCCAGCCAGUGGAGAUAAAGGAGAAACCACCUGAGGAAGUGCCCCAGGUAAUUCCUCCCUAUAAUGGUUACGGCUUCCUUGAAGACUCUCUUCAGAACUGCUUUUCUCUGUUUCCGAAGCCUCCCCGGAAAGAUAUAAUUAAGAUGCUAGAGAACGACCACAAAGUGCUACGAUACCAGGUGGCCCUGGAGUCACCAAACCCCGAGGACAGGAAGCGUCGUUUCAUCCUCUCUUAUUUCCUCUCCGAUGACAUGAUCAGCAUCUACGAGCCCCCAGUCCGUAACUCUGGCAUCAUUGGGGGCAAGUACUUAGGAAAGACCAGGAUUGCCAAACCAGGCUCUACAACAGACAAUGCCAUCUACUACGGGCCCUCUGACUUCACCAUAGGUUCUACGAUUGAAGUGUUUGGCCACCGGUUUGUUAUCACUGAUGCUGAUGAAUACGUGCUUAAUUACAUGGAGAGCAACGCAGAGCGCUUCCCUGCAGCAACCCUGCAGUCCCUGAGGGAUCAUCUUCGCCCACGGCAGGUGGUAGAGGAGACUGCCAAAAGUGAUGUCCCUGCACUAGGGACCAGCCAGCAGGAACUGGAUGAAUUAAUUGUGCGGGUUCAGGAGGAGCUGAAGCUCCAUAAUUACUUGAACAACAGCAGCAUCCGGGAGGCGCUUCUUCGGUGUGACAAGGAUGGCUCUGGUGUCCUCGACAAAGCAAAAUUUUUAUCCCUUUGCAACAGCCUAAGCGUGCCGACCAACGCCGUUCUGGUUAACAAGCUGAUUGACCUGUGUUCUUGUGGAGAAGACAAGAUAAACUACCGUGACUUCCUCAGAGCCUUCCCCUCGUGAAGCUGAAGCACAAGACCAGCAGUAAUAUCCUUAGCUGAGCUGACUGGACAUCAUACUUCAAAAAGGAUGCUCUAGUUUUCACCUUUGCUUCACUCACCCUUCCCUCCUUACUAAUUUCACCCUGGCUUGGUUAACUUUUUCCUUUCCCAACCUUUCCCUGCCCUUUUUGCUACCACCAAACUCAACCUCUGAACUGCUGGAUAUUGCAAUGAAACUCACAGGAAAAAAAAGUUUUGGAGAACCAAAAGCCAGGUUCUUCUGUUGUCCUCACAACUUUUAAAUGCUUGAACUAGCAAGUAAGGCUUGCUAGAGCAAAAGAGCUCUGAAACCUGGAGUGAUGAGCACUCUGCAUUUCUCUUACAGAGUUGAAAGGUGCCUUUCACCUUCAAGCACUAACGACUGCCAGUUUAAUUUUUUAUUUGCAUUACAAUAAGACCCAAGAGCCCUGCCACGGACCACAAUAAACACGUGCUUGCAAGUCUGAAUGUAAGCAAGUCAUGUAUGGCUGCUAUAGUGUUAACAAGUCCCCUUAAAAUAAAUGUACCUCAGUGCCUGGAGUAGCUAAGGAUUAAAAUGAGAAAAAAAAAAUACCACCACAAAAACAAUUCUGAUUCUGGAUUUACUUGAAAUGGAGUAGUGCUUUAGCUCUCACAUAUCUCAUGGAAAUUGCAGGGUUUGUACACAGAUCCGCUGACAGCAGCUUUGCAUUUUUUAACAAAGGUUGGGAGAAUGGCUUUCGAACCGAGAUGCUGUCUAAACCCAUCUCAGGCAAUCUGUCAGCUUACAGGCUGGGUCCAAUGAAAAGGAAAAACUUAACAGUUGGCAUAGCAAUAGAGCUCUGACACUUUCGCUCAGAUUGCUCAUCUCUUCGUGAAGGUAAACGGGGCAGGAGCCUUCUCAGCCCCGAUGACACCUGCCAGGUACUGCCGUUGAGCACAGAUGAGGGGCAGCUAUCACGCAGGCAGCAGAGAACAAAGCUCUUUGGAACGAAGUGCUUAUUUAAAUCAGCUUUUGUGCUGUGGAUUCCCACUUCCCCUCAGCCAGCUGAAUCUCCACACGAC